Messenger RNA from Labrus mixtus (cuckoo wrasse), 2190 nucleotides. RefSeq names its product vesicle transport through interaction with t-SNAREs 1A (gene vti1a). The transcript is spliced from 9 exons. Gene Ontology annotation, biological process: intracellular protein transport; Golgi to vacuole transport; macroautophagy. The record is from RefSeq and is a predicted model, not a curated record. Gene Ontology annotation, molecular function: SNAP receptor activity; SNARE binding. NCBI's taxonomy places the organism in Eukaryota, Metazoa, Chordata, Actinopteri, Labriformes, Labridae. Bases 77 to 661 code for a protein of 194 amino acids. Gene Ontology annotation, cellular component: Golgi apparatus; ER to Golgi transport vesicle membrane; late endosome membrane.
GACUCCAUUCAGUGUUAUUAUUAUUCUCAGCUAACUGUCAAACACAGAGACACCUGUUUUAAACUCAAACGUCAAAAUGUCCUCGGACUUUGAAGCAUAUGAACAGGACUUUUCAACAUUAACAGCAGAAAUUACGAACAAAGUUGGCAAAAUCCCCAAACUAAGCGGAGAGGAGAAGACACAGCUGGUUCUAAAUGUCGACAAACAGCUUGAAGAAGUCAGAGAGUUGCUGGAGCAGAUGGACCUGGAGGUGCGGGAGAUCCCCAUCCAGAGCCGAGCCAUGUACAACAGCAGGCUGAAGAGCUACAAGCAGGAGAUGGAGAAGCUGGAGAAAGACUUUAAAAGGUCACGUAUCGCCUACAGUGACGAAGUGCGCAACGAGCUCCUGGGGGAUGACGCCAGCUCCUCAGAGAACCAGCUGAUAAAGUUGCGUGAAGAGAGAGCGCAUCUGUUGGACAACACAGAGAAGCUGGAAAGGUCAUCACGGAGACUGGAGGCCGGCUACCAGAUAGCGGUAGAAACUGAACAAGUGGGUCAGGAGAUUCUCACCAACCUGCACAGUGACCGUGAGAAGAUCCAGAGAGCCAGAGAAAGGCUGAGAGAAACAGACGCCAACCUGGGCAAGAGUUCUCGUAUCCUAACUGGCAUGCUGAGAAGGUAAGAGGCAGGAUCAUCCAGAACCGUGUCCUGGUCUUCAUCCUCGGAGCCAUCCUCCUUCUCACCAUCAUCCUGGCCAUCUAUUUCAAUCUGCGAGGCCACUGAUCUACGCCCUACACACGCAUAUAUACACACAUACUCACACUCGCUCCCCACUGACACAAAUACAAACACACACAGCCGUGAUUAAUAGCGACAAAAGCGUUGCUCUGCUGUAAUUAGAACAAAUGGUCCCCAUGAAUCAAUGUUUCCAAAGCCUGACAGGGAGCUUUUUUCCAUCUCUUUCUCCUUUUCCUGUUUGCUCUUUCUUUCUCUUUUACCCUAUUUUUCUACUUCCUUUUCUGUCUCUUAUAUUUUCUCAGUUCAACCCUCUGUCUGUCAGGCUCUAACUUGCAUCUCCAGAUGGGGAGAUCAUUUUAUGAUAGUUCAUAUUGUUCACAGCGUUGUCCUCUGUGUGGUUUCGCAGCCCAUCCUAUACCCUGGUGAACAAAACCGUUUGUUUUUUCUGUCUUCUUUUACGUUACGUUUUUCUUUUUUUGCUACACAAUGCAGAUUUCGGUACGUAGAUUGAUUCUUCCAGUAUUGGGGGUUGGUCAAAUGUUAUAGAGGGAUGUAUGUGUGCAUUUGAGACGGAGAAGGAGUGGUAUAAGAGUGUUUUGCACAUGUUUAUUUGAGUGACAGUCAUAGUUUGGCAGCCCCACACUGUGCUUGUUACUAACACCAAAAGUAGACACACAUUCUGUAGUAUUUAUGAGCAUCUGUAACGAAAAGAUUCUUCUUCAUGUAGCCCCUACACAGCACAGAGGACAGUGCCUUCAUGAUGAGAAAUGCUGUUCACACUCCUUAAAAAGAAAACGCUCGGCAGAGCCUGAAAGAAAUGAGAGAAGAGAGAAGACGCAUGUAACAAGUUUGAGGUCAGUUCAGUCAAUCAAGGUAAAAAAUGUUGUUUGUUUCAUUAAGAGCAGGGAGGUUCAUUUUCAGGAAACAUUUUAGGAAGGUUUCUAAGAUUUAAAACAGAAAGUCUACUCUUUCAUGUUUUGACUACAAAAACAGACAGAACUAAACUUUAGAGCACAGCACAUAUUAUAGUAAGUCAAUACAGGCUUUAUAGCCAUCGUUCCAGGUCGCCCCUGCACGUCCAGAACUGACUCCCACACCUCAUUCCUGUAGACUUUUUACACAUAGCUCUCAUUGUUCAUAAUUAAAGAUAUGAUACUGUAUUUACUAACAUUUAAAUCUACAUCAUGUAUAGUGGUUUGAUCUCAGUACAAGUGAUUCUGUUUCUAUUUAUUUAUAAAUGCAUCAAUGAGUUUUCCAUUAAAGUUUCUGUGCUUGAACUGUAUUUAAAAAAAAAAAAUUAAAAAAAAAGAUAAAUGGCUAUCUGAUUUAACAUUAGCAACAUGUUUUUCUGAUUGAAGUUUUUAGACUUCACGCAGACUGCUCACCAGGACCAACUCAAACAUGUGGAUUUCAAGUGUAGUGUCUUAACGAUUUAUUUUUUGUUCUUAUAAAUGGAUUUAACUUGUUUUAGAA